Ictalurus punctatus (channel catfish) is the source of this 2616-nucleotide messenger RNA. RefSeq names its product protein disulfide isomerase Creld1 (gene creld1b). Gene Ontology annotation, molecular function: calcium ion binding. Bases 208 to 1428 code for a protein of 406 amino acids. The record is from RefSeq and is a predicted model, not a curated record. Lineage: Eukaryota; Metazoa; Chordata; Actinopteri; Siluriformes; Ictaluridae. The transcript is spliced from 11 exons.
UGCCGGUGGGCGGUACUAUUAUGAUACAGCUGCAGCGCACACAGAAUGCGCUAGAAAUCCAGAUGGGGCGAGGUUAGCAUUGGCUAAGAAAUUCAGUUUUAUUUUACGAAGGUUAAUCUACGGGCAGUUUUAGUUUGCGUGCGUGAGAGAGAGACGAGAGGAAGCCAAAGCCUCUAAUUUGCUGGUAGGAAAAACUGCAACGACAUCAUGUACUCCUCGUCGCCUCUGUUCCUCAUUCUGGUGUUUACCUUUGACCUCUCUAUGCUGACCGUGCAGGCUGGACCCUGCCAGAGCUGCCGCAAACUCACAGAGAACUUCAUCAAGGGCCUGGAGCGAACGGCCAAUAAAAACUUUGGUGGUGGGAACACGGCUUGGGAAGAGGAGAAGCUGGCAAAAUACGCCCGCAGCGAAACACGCCUGCUGGAGAUCGUAGAAACAGCAUGUGAGAAAACUGACUUUGAAUGCAACAAACUGUUGGAACAGAUAGAGGACCAGGUUGAGACAUGGUGGUUCCACAGACAGCAGGAAGCACCUGACUUGUUCGAGUGGUUGUGUAUCGAAGAGCUCCGACUUUGCUGCCCAGCAGGUCGCUUCGGACCAGAAUGUGCUGAAUGCCCAUCAGGUCCCGGCGGUGUCUGUGGAGGUCUUGGACGCUGUGAGGGAGAGGGAACGCGCCUGGGAGAUGGAGAGUGUGUGUGCGACCCUGGCUAUUCGGGCCCUCUGUGUCAGGACUGCGCAGACGGAUAUUACAGAGAAAAGAAUUCCAAUCACUCGCAGCCACCCUGCUCAGCCUGCUAUCACUCCUGUAAAAAGUGUACUGGUCCACAAGACUACAAGUGUCUGGACUGCAAGCCGGGCUGGAUCCUUCAUGACAACAAGUGUGUGGAUGUGGAUGAGUGCGGCACUGAGUUGGCUCGCUGCUCGUCCAACACUUACUGUUUCAACACUGAUGGCUCGUACGAAUGCAGAGGUUGUGAUCAGGCGUGUGUAGGAUGCAUGGGCAGUGGUCCUGCUCGCUGUAAGAAAUGCUCUCGAGGUUACAGACUCACUGGAGCUAAGUGUCUCGAUGUGAAUGAGUGUAAGGAGAAAGCAAUAGCGUGUCCUGGACUGAACGAAGCAUGUAUUAAUGAGGAGGGUUCAUUCCGCUGUGAGUGCGCAGAGGGCUUUAUACGCAGAGACAGCAUCUGCGUGGAGAACCUGCCACCCUCCGAUCCAGAUAAAGGCUUAUUUGACGACAUGACUGAUGACGAGGUGCUCGUCCUUCAGCAGAUGUUUUUCGGCGUGGUGAUCUGCGCGCUAGCCACACUAGCUGCUAAAGGAGACAUGGUCUUCACUGCCAUCUUUAUUGGGGGCGUGGCUGCCAUGGCUGGCUACUGGCUCUCGGAGAAAGGCGACCGCAUGCUGGACGGCAUCCUCAAAGGACGUUAACCAAUCAGAAUCUCAGGAACUAGAAAGCGAGGAUGGAUCGGUGAAUGGUACACAAGCCUAUUAGGCGACCUAAACUUGAAGACGUGGGAGGGGCUGGGAGGUUGAACGGUAACGAGUCAGGGGAGAGGAGGAUGUUGCUGCGUCAAGAGCUGGGAAACUUAGCGUUCAGACUAUGCUAUGAUUUUGUACUACGCUCUUUUAUAUGCACAGUACAAUUUCUCUGCUGCUCUACUAUAAGAGACUUUACAUAGACAGGUUUUUACUACACGUGAUACAGAAAGGGACCGCACUACUAAAGCUUGGCACGUAAUAGAAUAUAUUCACUGUAUGUGUGUCUCAGAAGAAAGGACAGCCGUAUAACAUAAAGCUGAAUCUUUCUCCUGUUUUCGUUUUGGUUUUUACUCUGAUACUUUGUUUGCUCACUUUAGAUUAUGGAUUGAAUGAUAUGAAAAAGCGUGCAAAUUUUAAGCUCUGUGAUUUCAUUUAAGCAUAAUGGGCAAAACCCUGUGAAUGAUCGUUAUAAACUGUCCAUUUGUAAUUGGUAUGGCUAAAAAAACAACAAAACAAAACAUCAUCCCGCCCCUAAUUUAGACAGAGCAAAUAAUAUGGGUAGAAAUGUUCUUUUGAAGAAGAUAAGACAGAAUGUAUGUAUGUACGUAUGUUUGAAGUUUAUUUUUUUCCCCCACUCCAUCUUACACACAUUUUAUAAAAUGCAUGAACACUUGACCUAGGAAGAAUAUUUAUACUGUAUGCUUUGAAACGUCUUUAACUUAUGUGAUAUAAUUUUUCGUUCAAUAAUUUCACUUGUUUUUUAUUUUAUUGAGCAGCAAGGGUAAGGACGAUAAAUGUUAUUUAUUUAUUUAUUUAUUUAUUACAAUUCCUUAAAGGUGUCAUUUUUCCUGAUAGAACAGUUAUGUAUUUUUACAAAAGGUUAUUAGAUUGUCUUCAUUUGCUUUUGUGUCUGAAUUUAUUUAAAUGUCUUUAUUUGAAUUUGUAAGUAGACCACCAUUUUAUGAUGUGCGUUAUGCUUCAAGUUGAUUGAUUGAUUGAUUGAUUGAUUUAUUGGUAUAAUUUCCGGGGAUUUUGAAUUCAAAAUCCAGCGAGCCUUGCUUAAAUAUUAGACCUACACCUCUGUGAAUUCGGCACAUGAAUAGCACUUCAAGGUAAUCCAUUAGUGUUGCCUUUUUU